Messenger RNA from Macroventuria anomochaeta, 1101 nucleotides. Its product is annotated as DUF1742-domain-containing protein. The record is from RefSeq and is a predicted model, not a curated record. The transcript is spliced from 4 exons. Bases 176 to 739 code for a protein of 187 amino acids. Gene Ontology annotation, cellular component: endosome. Gene Ontology annotation, biological process: vacuolar transport. Lineage: Eukaryota; Fungi; Ascomycota; Dothideomycetes; Pleosporales; Didymellaceae.
GCUGGAUUGGCUACUUUGCAAGCGGCUUCUGCGAGUGCGGUGCUGUUGUGACUACAAGAUAUUAACACGCGUCACGCCGGCUUUCGGACCAGAUCGGAGCCUUGCUUGAUCGUACCAACUUGCGGCCUUGCGCUUACACAUCAACUCGCAGACAUAGAGGCAAACGACACACAUCAUGUCGAAAGCACCGUUCGAUAACACCUGGUACCACAGAAAGGUGGCAGGGAGCGCAUCCAAGCCUUGCAACAUCUGCUUCAAGCCCACCUCAAGUGUUCUCAUUACUCCAAAUAACAAGGACUUCUUCUAUGUAUGCAUUGGUCAUCUAUCCGAUCGAGGUUUUUGCCAGCCCGAUGCGGAAGAAGCCGCAAGGACAGCUGAGCGUAUGAAGAAGGAAGAGAUGGAUCAAGAGAUCGAGAAAGUCAAGAAAGAGUACGAAGAGAAGCAGAGACUCAAGAAAGAGAAGCGAAAAGGAAAAGACAAGGAGAAAGAUAAGGAAGCCAAAAGCAACGAGGAAGAGGAAGACAAGAAAGACGAGCAAGCUAAGGACGACAAAAUCAAAGAGCUUACCAAGUCAAGCGAUGCAGCUUCAACCGAACCUGCCGCACGAAUAUACCAUCUCAACAAAUCCUUCUACCAAAUGCGCCUGGACAAACUUCGCAACGCUGAAAUCGCAAAACGCAACCGCGAACGCCUCCAAAACCCCGCAAACUUCCCCUCCGUCCCGAAGGACCUUCCCUGAACCCCCCCGGUCCCAGAUCUCGGAGGUCCGCUCCGUCUCGUCACACGAUCUCCUCCUUGACCCUCCCAUCGUCAUUUUCAGCUUGCAUUCGGAACUCGGGCGUAGACUUGGGCGUACUAAGAACGAUACGUGUGGUUUAGAAGACUGCUUACUGCAGUCAGCUUUAGCUUCUUACACUCCGCUGGAGAUGCAGUCAGCAAUUAGUGUUCGUACUACUGGUUACAGAAAACGGGGAGGUAUCUGGCCGUGUAUCAGGUGGUACAGGCGCAGAUCAUGCUCGAGAUCUUGUUUGAUCGAAAUGCUGCAGUCAGCUUGGAGGACGAGGGGGAGAGGUAUUUCGAAUCUGUGCAAUCCGUUUGAGG